Scomber scombrus (Atlantic mackerel) is the source of this 2559-nucleotide messenger RNA. It is a transcript of the gene fstl5, whose product is annotated as follistatin-like 5. Gene Ontology annotation, biological process: multicellular organism development; regulation of BMP signaling pathway; cell differentiation. Gene Ontology annotation, molecular function: protein binding; calcium ion binding. NCBI's taxonomy places the organism in Eukaryota, Metazoa, Chordata, Actinopteri, Scombriformes, Scombridae. The transcript is spliced from 16 exons. Bases 1 to 2559 code for a protein of 852 amino acids. The record is from RefSeq and is a predicted model, not a curated record.
AUGAAGACAGCCAGAUGGUGGUCGGCGGCAAUUUUACUGUUGGGGCUCGCUGUGCUCAGCACCGACGGGAGACCCAACAAAGAGGAAUUUGGGUCGCCGCCCUAUCGACCAGUCGUGAGAUUCCGACACAAGGAUGGGAUCCCUGAGAGCUUAAGGAUAAAGGGUUUUAUGGGGCACAAUGGCUAUCCAGGUCCAUGCGAACAUAAGUACUGCGGCCUGGGGCGUCAUUGUGUGGUCAACCAUGAGACCGACCAAGGGGAGUGUAAGUGCUUGGAUCACUGUAAACCACACUAUAAACCUGUGUGCGGUUCAGAUGGAAAGCUGUACCAGAACCAUUGUGAGCUCCACCGGGCCUCUUGUCUUAGAGGACACAGGAUUACCAUCAUGCACAGUGAGGAGUGCUUCUACAAAGACGAUGACUGUAGAUUGAGUGACUACCGUCGGCUGAAAACCAAGAUUCUGGAUCUGCAUGAUAAAAGAUACAUGGGGUCUCACGUCCACGGGGCCCACAAGGACAACAUGGCUGUCAGGAAGCAACUGGUUGAUAUGAUGUUCAAACGUUUUGAUGCUGAUAACAACGGUCAAAUAGAUGCCAGCGAACUUUCACAGGUCAUCAAGCAAGAAGGUUUUUCCAAGGACAUCUCAGAGUGCACGCUGUUCGAUCUGCUGAAGUACAACGACGUCAAUGAUGACGAGCACCUGACCAAAGAGGAGUUUUACACAGCUUUUGAUGUGUACCUGCUCAACCUUCCAGAUGACCAGAAAGUAAGCGUGACCACAGUAACAGUCGGUCAGAGCGCUGUGUUGACUUGCGCCAUCACAGGGGAGAGGAGGCCUCCUAUAUUGUGGAAGAGGAACCAUCAAUAUCUAAACUCCUUGAACCUGGAAGACAUCAAUAUCCCGUCCCAGGACUUUGGAGAUGAUGGCUCACUGUACAUCACCAAGGCGACCACGACCCACAUGGGCAACUAUACCUGCCAUGCCGAUGGUUACGAGAAACUGUUUCAGACCCACAGUCUCCAAGUGAAUGUUCCUCCUGUCAUUCGAGUGUACCCUGAGAGCCAAGCCAGGGAGCCGGGCGUCACUGCCAGCCUGCGCUGCCAUGCUGAGGGAAUCCCCAGCCCCCAGCUGGCCUGGCUGAAGAACGGCAUGGACAUCACAACCAAGCUGUCCAAACAGCUCACCCUGCAAGCUAAUGGAAGCGAGGUGCACAUCAGCAACGUGCACUUUGAGGACACCGGCGCCUAUACCUGCAUUGCUAAAAACGAGGCUGGUGUGGACGAGGACAUCUCUUCGCUAUUUGUGGAAGACUCUGCACGCAAAACUUUGGCAAACAUUUUGUGGCGGGAAGAAGGUCUUGGCAUUGGAAACAUGUUCUACGUGUUCUAUGAAGACGGCAUUAAAGUUAUCCAGCCAGUGGCAUGCGAGAUACAACGACAUAUUAAGCCCAGUGAAAAGCUGCUGGCUCUGCAGGAGGAAGUGUGCCCCUCUGUAGCAGGAGAAACAGUCCAGAGGUGUGUGUGGUCAUCAGCGGUCAAUGUCAAGGACAAGUUUAUUUAUGUGACACAGCCAACCUUGGAUCGAGUGCUCAUUGUUGACAUCCAGUCUCAGAAGGCUGUCCAGACGGUGAGCACUGACCCGUAUCCUGUGAAGCUCCAUUAUGACAAAUCACACGACCAGGUGUGGCUGCUCAGCUGGGGAGACAUGGAGAAGAACUUCCCUACUCUCCAGGUGAUCAAUCAGGCCAGCGGAAGAGUGUCUCAUCACACCGUUCACACUCAGCCGGUCGGCAGGCGCUUCGACAGGGUGGACGACUUCUUCAUCCCUGCAUCCAGCCUCAUCAUUAACCACAUCAGAUUUGGCCUCAUCCUUCAUCGAAAUGAGCCUGUCCUCUACAAGAUCGACCUGGAGACGUUGUCGUACGUUAAAAACAUCAGCCUGCGGGAGUAUAACUGCAUUCCCAAAUCUGUGGCCUACACCCACCUUGGCGGCUACUACUUUGUCAACUGCAAGCCCGACUCCACCGGUGCCUCCCAGCCCCAACUCAUCUUGGACAGUGUGACUGAUAGUGUGAUCGGUCAGAAUCGCGAUGUCACUGGCACACCCUUUGUGUCUCCAGACGGCCACUACUUGGUGACUGUUGAUGACGGCGAUGGUCUGAUGAGAAUCCAGAUUAUCUCAGAGCACGGAGAGAUCCAGGAGCCCUUCGACAUCCACACCAACCUUCACCUAUCUGAUCUGGCCUUCCAGCGCUCCUUCACCGAGGUCCACCAGUACAACGUGUUUGGCAGUUCCGGCCGCCAAACUGAUGUUCUGUUUGUGGAGCUCAGCACCGGCAAAGUCAAGAUGAUUAAGAGCUUGAAAGAGGCCAUCAAGUCAUUCGACUGGCCGUGGAGCAGUAGGAACAGGGUAAUGGCUGGCAGCGGACUGUUCGGACAGUACCUCAUGACCCCGUCCAGAGAAUCCCUCUUCAUCCUGGACGGACGGCUCAACAAGCUCAACUGUGAGAUCACUGAUGUCCUCAAAGGCAACGUGUUGGUGUGGGUUGGGGAUUCUUAG